Messenger RNA from Equus quagga, 1343 nucleotides. RefSeq names its product inhibin subunit beta C (gene INHBC). Gene Ontology annotation, molecular function: cytokine activity; growth factor activity; hormone activity. Gene Ontology annotation, biological process: BMP signaling pathway; SMAD protein signal transduction. The transcript has 2 exons. NCBI's taxonomy places the organism in Eukaryota, Metazoa, Chordata, Mammalia, Perissodactyla, Equidae. The record is from RefSeq and is a predicted model, not a curated record. Bases 1 to 1056 code for a protein of 351 amino acids. Gene Ontology annotation, cellular component: extracellular region.
AUGAUCUCCUCAAUGCUCCUGGCUUUCCUUUUCCUGGCUCCGGCCACAGUGGCCACUUCCAGAGCUGACGGUCAGUGUCUGGCAUGUGCGGGGCCCACUUUGGACCUGGAGAGCCAGCGGGAACUGCUUCUGGACCUGGCCAAGAGAAAUAUCUUGGACAAGCUGCACCUCAGCCAGCGCCCAACACUGAGCCGGCCUGUGUCCAGGGCUGCUCUGAGGACCGUGCUGCAGCGCCUCCACGGGCCCCCACAGGGGGUGCUUCCCGAGGCUGACAGGGGGCAGGAAUAUGAGAUCAUCAGCUUUGCUCAGACAGGCCUCUCCAACGUCAACCAGACUCGUCUUGAUUUCUACUUCUCUGAUAGAACUGCUGGUGGCAUGGAGAUUCAGCAGGCCAGCCUCAUGUUCUUUGUGCAGCUCCCUCCCAAUACCACCCAGACUAUGAAGGUGAGGAUCCUUGUGCCAGGGCCACAUGACACCAACCUCACCUUGGCCACUCAGCACCUGCUGGAGGUGGAUGCCAGUGGCUGGCACCAGCUCCUCCUGGGGCCUGAAGCUCAAGCUGCAUGCAGCCAGAGGCACCUGACCCUAGAGCUGGUACCUGAAGGCCAGGUAGCCCAGAGCUCAGUCAUCCUGGGUGGGGCUGCCCAUAGGCCUUUUGUGGCAGCCCGGGUGAGAGUUGGCGGCAAGCACCGGGUUCGCCGGCGAGGCAUCAACUGCCAGGGUGGGUCCAGGAUGUGCUGUCGACAAGAGUUCUUUGUGGACUUCCGUGAGAUUGGCUGGCACGACUGGAUCAUCCAGCCUGAGGGCUACGCAAUGAACUUCUGCACAGGGCAGUGUCCACUGCAUGUGGCAGGCAUGCCUGGCAUUGCUGCCUCCUUUCACACUACAGUGUUCAAUCUUCUCAAGGCCAACACAGCUGCAGGUGCCACUGGAGGGGGCUCAUGCUGUGUGCCCACAACUCGGCGCCCCCUGUCUCUGCUCUACUAUGACAGGGACAGCAACAUUGUCAAGACUGACAUACCUGAUAUGGUGGUAGAGACCUGUGGGUGCAGUUAGUCCGUGUGUGGUGUGGGCAGCCCAAGGUGGGGCACACAAACAUGCCCUCACAGAGGUGCCCUUCCCUGAGAGGAGAGAGUGACCCCACUGCUGCCUCUGAGGAGGAGGACUCCCUCUUCCUGAGAAACCUAUGGAAAUGAUCCCAACUUUGACGUGAGGAGAUCUUCAUCUAAGAGAGUCACUGUACCGUCUUCAUGACCACCAGCCUCUCUCCUAGGACAUAGUCCAACUAGCUCCACGUGCUCAACCGCCACCCCAGGGACUCUGAUCCACCUGCAACCAUGAGC